CUGGGUUAGGAGCUCCUGAGGUAGCUGACCACAAUGCCGAAUAUCAAAAUCUUCAGCGGCAGCUCCCAUCAGGAUUUAUCCCAGAAAAUUGCCGACCGCUUGGGCCUGGAGCUGGGGAAGGUGGUGACUAAGAAAUUCAGUAACCAGGAGACAUGCGUGGAGAUCGGCGAGAGCGUGCGCGGGGAGGACGUGUACAUCGUGCAGAGCGGGUGUGGCGAGAUCAACGACGGGCUGAUGGAGCUGCUGAUCAUGAUCAACGCCUGCAAGAUCGCUUCGGCCAGCCGCGUCACCGCCGUGAUGCCGUGCUUCCCCUACGCGCGUCAGGAUAAGAAGGACAAGAGCCGGGCCCCGAUCUCCGCCAAGCUGGUGGCAAACAUGCUGUCCAUAGCAGGCGCAGAUCAUAUCAUCACCAUGGACCUCCACGCUUCCCAGAUCCAGGGCUUUUUUGACAUCCCCGUCGACAAUUUGUAUGCAGAACCGGCUGUCCUGAAGUGGAUAAAGGAAAAUAUUCCCGAGUGGAGAAACUGCAUUGUUGUCUCGCCUGACGCUGGCGGAGCCAAAAGGGUCACUUCCAUUGCAGACCGCUUGAAUGUGGACUUUGCCUUGAUUCAUAAAGAACGGAAGAAGGCCAAUGAAGUGGACCGCAUGGUGCUGGUGGGAGACGUGAAGGACCGUGUGGCCAUCCUUGUGGAUGACAUGGCUGACACCUGCGGAACCAUCUGCCACGCCGCUGACAAACUUGCCUCAGCUGGGGCCAUCAGAAUUUAUGCGAUCUUGACGCACGGAAUCUUUUCUGGCCCGGCCAUUACUCGCAUCGACAGUGCAUGCUUUGAAGCGGUCGUAGUCACCAAUACCAUACCACAGGAAGAUAAGAUGAAGCACUGCUCCAAAAUACAGGUGAUAGACGUCUCCAUGAUCCUUGCGGAAGCCAUCCGGAGGACUCACAAUGGAGAAUCUGUUUCCUACCUGUUCAGCCAUGUUCCUUUGUAA
Octodon degus (degu) is the source of this 990-nucleotide messenger RNA. RefSeq names its product phosphoribosyl pyrophosphate synthetase 1-like 1 (gene Prps1l1). Gene Ontology annotation, cellular component: ribose phosphate diphosphokinase complex; cytoplasm. Gene Ontology annotation, biological process: 5-phosphoribose 1-diphosphate biosynthetic process; ribonucleoside monophosphate biosynthetic process; purine nucleotide biosynthetic process. The coding region runs from base 34 to 990 and encodes 318 amino acids. Gene Ontology annotation, molecular function: ribose phosphate diphosphokinase activity; magnesium ion binding; ATP binding. The record is from RefSeq and is a predicted model, not a curated record. The transcript has a single exon. Lineage: Eukaryota; Metazoa; Chordata; Mammalia; Rodentia; Octodontidae.